AGGCAAGACCUGCAGGCCCAUGAUGAAGAUUUUCAACCCGAAGUAAACGACCCACCGGAAAGAAGAUGGGUGAUCUUCAGGCGGCGCGCGAUGCGUUCAACACGGCGGAUGAGUUUUUGACUCCCGUACUUGACCGAGAGGAACUCCAAAAGUCUCAAGGAGGCUCUCUUUUGGACAUUCUUGCCCAGAGUAUUCCUGACACUCCCUUGGAUGAUGCCGCCAGGCGAUCCGUUGUCAUCACUAGGGCGUUGGAUAUACUUGCCCGCAUCCACAGCGCCUUUGUCUCGCCUGUAAAUGAUGCUGAGGAGCCCCGCCUGAGCGCGGAGGAUGCUGCCCUGGAAGACGCAAAGCGGCGCCGGUGGACUCAUGCCCUUCUGGACUUGGUUGCGAUCGAAGGCGUUAACCCUUCGCUUUCAUCCGGGGUGGGCAUCCCUUUGCAGCAGCGAAUGAUCUCUAUUCUGCCCGCCGGAGUCAUUGCGCAAGAUCAAAAACUCGCAAAGAGUCUGCCUGAAAAUGAGCAACUUUUAGAUCGCAUAAUGUCGACCGUUUCCGAGAUUGUGCUUGAUGUACGGCCUAGCAUACAACCGUUGAUCCGUGGUCGAAUCUUAAGCGACAUCAUCAGCGGAGUCGCAGAAUUAGCUUUCAAUUCGAAAUACCUGCAAAAUGAUAAGAAAGAAUGGUAUCGGGAAGCCUUUACGAAUAUCAUUAAAGAUACCCCGAGCUCUGUCCUGCUACCGACGCUGUCGAAUUUUCUGCAAGCCAGCCCAGCCCCAUGGUUUAAAGCCACUAUAUCCACCCAGCUAUCCCGAGUGCCUUUGCGUGAAAAUGGGCUGGUUCAAACAGUCUUCUUCCUGGCGUCGCAAUUCAGUCCCUCUCUAGGGCAGGGUUCCCAGCCCGAGGCCUCUACUGGUCCCCAUUUCACCGUACAAGCUAUCAUGCAGACUUCUCGCCUGUUGUCUUCGGUGCCGCAAGGAAUGGACCCAGUCGAGUAUUUCUCUACCAUUGCUCCACAGCUAUUAUCUCUGAUCGACGGAGAUGACCCGGACUUGAGGAAAACUGCCGCCUAUACUGUCGGCACCGGAAUCCUAGGAAAGCGCGCAUUUGGAGCUCCCGGAACGAUCGGUCAUUCGAUAUUCUUGGAACCCAUAUUCAAGACACUCACGGCAAGGCUAGAAAACUCCUCAAAAUCUUGGAUGAGACAACCGAACGACGGCGAUGAAGUACUACCACAACAUGUUCUGGUCAACGAAUCUUUGUUGCGCCGGGCAGUCGAUAGGCUAGGAAGUCUUGUCCUUCAGCCUCCGAACCCAGCGCUUGUCAAGAGAGUUGUGUAUCCAAUUCUGGUGCCCCUCUGGGGUCUAGCUUGUUUUGCCUUGGAACAACAACAUACAAUACUUCAUGAGAAGAUUAUGAUGGUUCUGCGAACGUAUUUUGGCAUUUCGGUAGGAUUCCAGCCACUUAAGAAGCUGGUAGACUAUAUGCUAUGGGACGGGGACUCCUCAUGGACUUACACCAUUCAGCCAAAACAUGGGUUGUCACUGACGAUUCGCAAAAAUGAAAACCCAGGCCAAUUGAAUGUUGUACACCUAAUGGAUACUCUGCAGUCUCGCACGAAGCUCUUUGUGAGCCUACUAGGAGCGGACCCUAGUAGCGAAGAACGCACUGGCGAUGUUUUCCUAUACGUGAGCGAAAGGUGGCUUGUGAAGCCUUCUGCUAGAGAAUUCCCGGAUGAGCUGCAACUUCCCCAAGCUAAUGAUGGUUCCACCGACACCAUGCGGAAGAUAGUCAGCGCGAAACUUGCAGAAGCGCUGCUAGAAAACUUCAAAGACGUUCUAUCUCGUCGUCCUCUGAGGGUUCUUGAACUCGUCAAGCAGAUCAUCGACGGGGAACUCAACAGCGAUGAUAUUGCUAAGAAGAAAGCUAAGGCGCAAUCUUCCGCCAAAGUGUCUCUUUCUUCAUUGGCCAACAUUGUUGAUACAGAUGACACCGGACGAGAAGAUGCCGCAACCGAGGCAGACUCAACCGAAUCAUUACCGGCUGUAUUCACUCUGCUAUCUACUGUCCUCGCCUCACCUGAAUUCUCCGCAUCGCAAGAGAAUAUACCAGUCCUGGAAGCCAUCAAAGGAAGCCUCGAUGAGCUAAUUACCUACCUCCCACAGUCACUCGCAAAACAAGGAACAACCGCCUCUAUGCUGUUAGAAAUCCAAAUCGCAUCACCUGCAGAAGGCGGGCGCGAGAAGUCGUCAUCCGAGAUCUCCGAUUUUGAUACCCAUCGCCGAGCCUUAACGAAUCUCAACUCCGAUCUUCCCCCAGUCCAGGCUGAAGGGUUCUCCCUUCUGUCUGACCUGAUCAAAAAAGCAUCGCCCGUUCUUGAUAUCCAAUCCACCCUCACCCUCCUCCUGUCUAUCAUCACAGACCCAUCCGAAACCGCCUCCAAAGACGAAUUCAUUUACCUCAACGCCAUCAAGCUCGUCGGUACUCUCGCAUCGCGACACCCCCGAACCGUCGUCAAAACGCUCGUUGAGCGGUACGCCGACAGAAGUGAGGCCGCUACUCUCGACCAAAGAUUGAAAAUUGGCGAAUCCCUCAUGCGCACCGUCCAAGACCUCGGCGAAGCCCUAACCGGAGAAACCGCAAAGGCUCUCGGCGACGGCAUGAUCGCCGUCGCCGGAAGACGAGCCCACAAGCCAGAGGCACAGAAGUCACGCAAACAACAACUCGAGAAAGAAAGACGGGAGAGGGAGCGCGAGGAGCGCAAAAACAGAGACCCACCCAUGGCGGAAGGCUGGAAAUCCUCCAUCUCGUCCCUCACGCCCAAAGAACAAGAGCAAGCCAAGGCCGCACUGGACGACGUCGAUUCCGACUCCGAGUCCCCCGAACAAGCCACCCACUCUGCAAACAUCAUCUCCGCCUGGGCCGCGGGGGCGUCGUCGGACGAAGAGCCAGACGACCUGCGCGUUCGAGCCUCCGCGCUCUCCGUCCUCGCCACAGCGGUGCAAACCAACGUCGUCGGUCUCGGUCCCUCCGUCGUCGCGUCAGCCGUUGACCUCGCCCUCUCGACCAUGACCUUAGAACCGGACCCUGAGUCUGCGAUUCUCCGACGCGCCAGCGCCAUCCUCCUCCUAGAUAUUCUCAAGGCCAUGGAAGCGUCUCGCGAGCGGGGCGGCAAAAACGCCAUCGACUUCGGCUUCUCGCUGUCUGACGACGGGGCAGGGAAUUCCUGGACCGCCUCUGCGAACACGCGGGGACCGUCGACAGUUGGGAAUAUCCCGCAUAUGGUACGCAGUUUGGCGUUUGUCGAAAGCCGCGAGACGGAUACGAUUGUGCGAGGGCAUGUUCGCGUGUUGCUUGAGAGUUUGGAGGCUUGGUUGGAGAAGGCGUUGAUGUGGGGGAUUGGGGCGCAUGAGGGUGAUGGUGCAGCUGAGCCGAGACUCGGAUUGGGUGAUCGUAUAGCUGGUCUCCAGGUUGAUCCGUUGGCAGGGCGAAGCGGUGGUCGUCCGAAGAUCGAAGAGAUUGAAUAAGAAUAGGUGUGUGUUGAUGGUCGGCGACAUGACUUGUUUAUGUCGACGUGACUGCCAUCCUCUUCAACCCUAGGCUACUUCGAAU
Molecule: messenger RNA, 3606 nt
Organism: Aspergillus steynii IBT 23096
Lineage: Eukaryota; Fungi; Ascomycota; Eurotiomycetes; Eurotiales; Aspergillaceae
Product: RTP1/Tango6 family protein
Exons: 3
Coding region: 66-3521 (1151 amino acids)
Biological process (GO): protein secretion
Source: RefSeq, a predicted model, not a curated record